GAAGGAGGCGCGGCGGUGACCGGCGGAGGAGGAGACUCUUCGGGAGAGGCGGCCCGGCUCCAGCCCGCGUGCAAUCCAGUGCCACUGGGCGGCCCCGCCGACAUUCUCGGUUGCUCGCACGGCUGGGCUCCCGUGGCCCCGGCGUCGGACAUGCCUGCUCGGGCGCUCCUGUGCUUCCUGCUCCUGCAGCCGCUGUUGGCGGCGGAGCUCGGUCUGAAGACCAACAGAACAUUUGUGAUAGACUAUGAGGGAGACCAGUUUCUCAAGGAUGGCAAGCCAUUUCGCUACAUCUCUGGGAGCAUCCAUUACUCCCGCAUACCUCGGUUCUACUGGAAAGAUCGUCUUCUCAAGAUGAGGAUGGCAGGGCUCAACGCCAUCCAAACAUAUGUGCCCUGGAACUUCCAUGAACCUGUUCCUGGAAUGUAUCGGUUCUCUGGUGAUUACGAUUUGGAAUAUUUCCUACAGGUUGCUCAAGAGGUUGGACUAUUAGUUAUACUGAGGCCAGGACCUUACAUCUGUGCAGAAUGGGACAUGGGUGGCUUACCUGCUUGGCUGUUAGAGAAACAAUCAAUUGUGCUCCGUUCUUCUGAUGAUGAUUACCUUGAAGCGGUGGAUAAGUGGUUGGGAGUCCUUCUGCCCAUGAUAAAACCUCACCUCUAUGAGAAUGGAGGGCCGAUUAUAUCAGUCCAGGUUGAAAAUGAAUACGGUAGCUACUUUAAUUGUGACUUCAUCUACCUUCGUCAUCUCGAAAAAGUCUUCCGCCAGCACCUUGGGAAAAAUGUGGUUCUCUUCACCACCGAUGGUGCUGAUGACGAUUUAUUAACGUGUGGGGCUCUGCAGGGUCUUUAUGCGACAGUAGACUUUGGAGCAGGUGGCAACAUUACGGAAUUUUUCGGAUACCAGAGGAAGUUUGAGCCCAAAGGACCCUUGGUCAAUUCAGAGUUCUACAGUGGAUGGUUAGACCACUGGGGUGAAAAGCACCAGAAAGUCCCCACUGAAGGAGUUGUCAACUCUCUCACUGAUAUGCUUUCCCGAGGUGCUAACGUUAACUUGUACAUGUUUAUAGGUGGGACCAAUUUUGGCUACUGGAAUGGAGCCAAUUCCCCUUAUGCGCCACAGCCUACUAGUUAUGACUACGAUGCCCCACUGAGUGAAGCUGGAGACCUCACGGAGAAGUACUUUGCUCUGAGGAAAGCUAUUGGAAAGUUUGAAAAACUACCAGAAGGACUUAUUCCUCCAUCAACCCCCAAGAUAGCCUAUGGAAAAGUUGCUAUGAAGCAGAUAAAUACAGUGCAAGGGGCUCUCAAUGUUUUGUGCCCUGCUGGACCAAUAAACAGCACAUUCCCCUUAACAUUUGUCCAGGUGAAACAGUAUUUUGGCUUCGUGCUGUACCGAACAACACUUCCUAAAAACUACAUUGAGCCUGUACGCCUUUCUUCAGUUGACAAUGGAGUCCGUGACCGUGCCUAUGUUUCUGUGAAUGGGGUUCCCCAAGGAAUUCUGGAGAGAAAUAAGGUGUUUGCGAUAAAUAUAACUGGGGAAGCUGGUGACACUCUGGACUUGCUUGUCGAAAACAUGGGUAGAAUCAACUAUGGAAAAGAUAACAAUGACUUCAAGGGUCUGAUUUCCAAUAUCACCCUUGACUCAGACAUACUCACAGGCUGGUUGAUUUACCCACUGAAUAUGGAGGAUGCCGUGCAACAAGAUCUGAACUCCAGUGAUUACAGUGAUCAUUCCAACUUGACUCUCCCAUCUUUUCACGUUGGUCAGUUUUCCAUUCCUAGUGGAAUUCCUGACUUGCCUCAGGACACCUUUAUCAAGUUUCCCAAUUGGACCAAGGGACAGGUAUGGAUCAAUGGCUUCAACCUUGGCCGCUACUGGCCAACUCAGGGCCCCCAGGUCACUCUGUAUGUUCCAAGAAACCUCCUGGUCACAUCUGCCCCGAACAACAUCACCGUGCUGGAACUGGAGAGAUCUCCAUGUGAUUCUCAGGAGAAAUGUUUCGUGGAGAUGGUGGACACACCUGUGAUCGACGGACCCGUGCCUCCAAAGAAGAAGAAGGAGGGCCAAUAAAGUAUGAAGGCUGGACGAGCCACAAUGCCUUCAGAAGGACCUUCCUCUUUGCAAUCUUGACCUUUUAGAGAACCUAAUGAAUCUAGCCUAAAAUCGAAUUUUACCUUGGCUGAUUGGGAAGUUGUGCGUGCGUGUGUGUAUGUGUGUGUGUGUGGGGUGGGGGGGUGUGUGCUAGUGCAUGCGUGUGUAUUAAUUGUUAGGGUUGGUUUUACUUGUUGCCUUGUGAAUGAAAAUAAUAAGCUCCCUGAGGGAAAGAACUGAGCCUCUCCAACAAUGAUAUAAACCCUGUAGUACCGUUGGCCUCUACAGGAUCCUGCACCCUGUGGGCGCACUAUGAAUGUUGAACACCACCCUGAUCAUGGUCAUAAAAUGGUAAAGCACACUCCCAGAGGAUUUUAUUUUGCCUGAUGUAUUUGCACUGAAAAUUUAUAGGGAAGAAUUGUGUUCCCUGAAUAAAAUUUAUACCCAUUUGAUAGAAUGUGUUUUGAAUGGUUUUCUAUUUAAAGAUUUACCAACUGUUUGUUCCCAUAAUGUCAUCUUUGAUGGACUAUUUUAAUGAAUAAAGAAUAGGCAUCUAGGUGUUACAGAGGAUAGAUAGCAUGCUGAACUUGGGAGUCCCAAAGAUAGAGUUCAGAUCCACCUCAGAUACGUGUAACCCUGGGCAAGUCCCUUAUCCCCCUGCCUCAGUUUCCCCAUCUGUAAAAUGGGGACAAUACUAAGGUUGUUGUGGGACUGAAAUGAGAAAUUAGGUUAAGCCCUUUCCAAUGGCUGUGUAAGUGAUUACGGCAGCUAAGUUGCUCAGUGGAUAGAGCACCACACCUUGAGUCAGGAAGACCUGGGUUCAGAUCUAGCC
This is a messenger RNA of Dromiciops gliroides (monito del monte), 2926 nucleotides long. It is a transcript of the gene GLB1, whose product is annotated as galactosidase beta 1. The transcript is spliced from 16 exons. Bases 151 to 2073 code for a protein of 640 amino acids. Gene Ontology annotation, molecular function: beta-galactosidase activity. Gene Ontology annotation, biological process: carbohydrate metabolic process. Lineage: Eukaryota; Metazoa; Chordata; Mammalia; Microbiotheria; Microbiotheriidae. The record is from RefSeq and is a predicted model, not a curated record. Gene Ontology annotation, cellular component: vacuole.